CCAGACAUUCAGGAUGGGCAGCGGCUCAUCGAGCCACCAGAAUAAUCAGGAUUUGAUGGAACAUCACCAAUAUCCAGAUAUGAACUUGAUUUUCAAAGGAAUACCUAAGAUGAUACAGGUGGCAGACGAUAUGCAUCGAAUGACAGAUUAUAUUAUGGAUCUGCGAAAUAUGACUAUCGGUCUAGUGAUUAUUUCUGUAAUUGGCGUAUGUGGCUUCUUACUCCUUCGCCUGGUUCAAGGAAGAAGUUCACAUCGACGAAGGAAACGAUCAUUGAUCCGGCAGCCAGAAGAGGGAUAUCCUCAAAUGAAUCGUUACUACUACCAAUCCCAGUAUGCUCCGGAACCAUGGGAGCGUCCGAAGUCGACGUUCAGCCAUCAAAGUCACAUCGAAGAUAAGAAACCAGUCGAAAGUCGGAAUAGCCCAUCAGAAAUACGGCCAAAUGGCAGCCUACCAUACAAAGAAAUGUUUCAGAGUUACAGUAAUGACGAACAACUAUCGCCAGAUGUAGAGAAAAGGCCGACGCCUCCAGUAGAUGUGUCGCCGUUCAAGCGCACUGCCGAUAUUCAACUUUUGGUUGAGAAUCUACCGUAUGCCGAUUCAUGAGCAUCCGAAUCGCAACGCAAUAUCACACAUCAGACAACUCUUUCGUUGUGCGCUUUACUUUUUUUGCUUCUUCGUUUGCCAAACACCGCUAACCGUUUAAACCUUCUGCAGUAUUUUUUUCACUAACAAAUUUUUGGCAUAGAGCCAAAAAACAGCACUUGCUUCUUGCUUCAAGCCCUUCCAGCUUCGACUCGUCCCCGUCCCUUCGUCUACUUCUCAUCCUUAACCACCCCCGAAAGGUUGCUCAGCAGAUGAUGAUGUUCGCCUCUGCUAACGUCAUUUUUUAGUUUUUUCCCAAAGUUUCGUUCUCAAUCGAAACCAAACGCUUCCUCAUGUGCUUACUUGCUCAAUUCGAUGCUUGCAGUGAUGUUUGCAUUUUUUUUAGAAAAGGGUGCUCUCACAGUAGUAUAUAGGUGUAUGUCUCUUUGAGAGCGCGAACGUAUUUGUUUUUUCGCUUGAUGUUUCUGUAUUUUUGGAGAUUUUGCCUUUGUUGCCAUAUACUUAUGAAAGGAGCUCGAUGUA
Messenger RNA from Cylicocyclus nassatus, 1126 nucleotides. NCBI's taxonomy places the organism in Eukaryota, Metazoa, Nematoda, Chromadorea, Rhabditida, Strongylidae. The record is from the annotation of a GenBank genome assembly.